This is a messenger RNA of Xyrauchen texanus (razorback sucker), 10404 nucleotides long. RefSeq names its product dachsous cadherin-related 2 (gene dchs2). Gene Ontology annotation, molecular function: calcium ion binding. Gene Ontology annotation, biological process: homophilic cell-cell adhesion. Gene Ontology annotation, cellular component: plasma membrane. The record is from RefSeq and is a predicted model, not a curated record. The transcript is spliced from 20 exons. Lineage: Eukaryota; Metazoa; Chordata; Actinopteri; Cypriniformes; Catostomidae. Bases 1 to 9798 code for a protein of 3265 amino acids.
AUGAAAAUGGAGUUUUGCGCACGGACUUUGCUCCAAUGUAUCUUAGUUUCAUUCUUGUGUGGUUGUUGUAGCGCACAGGUGUUCAAUCUCAGUCUCUCUGUAGAGGAAGGGUUACCUGCAAAAACUAUCGUCGGGGAUAUAAAAGCCGGACUCCCCGCAGAAAUCCCAAAUUCUGGAUUCUUUAUAUCUGAAAGCAAAGACUCCGAUGUUCUCCGAGACUUGGAGAUCGAUGGAGACACCGGCAUCAUCUCCACCGCCGUGGUGUUGGACCGAGAGCGCACGGAGACAUAUGAGUUCGCGGCCGCCACUUUAACAGGAGAGGUUAUUAAAGUAACCAUUGAGGUGACGGAUGUAAAUGAUCAUUCCCCGGUAUUCCCUGUAAACAGAAUCCAGUUGAAUGUGUCUGAAUUAAGCCUCCCUGGAACCCGCUUUGAGCUGGAAGGAGCACAGGACCAGGAUGAGGCUGAUUUUGGCACUCAGGGCUACAGAAUUACUGAUGGAGAUAUGAGGCAACUUUUUAAAGUAGAAAUCCGUAAUAGUGGAGCUGGUGUGUUCAAUUUAGACCUUAUUCUGCAAGCAAGACUAGAUAGAGAAACUACAGACUUCUAUAGACUGACGAUUGAGGCGUUUGAUGGUGGUGUGCCUCCUAAAACAGGCCAGUUACUGGUGCAUGUUACUGUACUUGAUGAAAAUGACAACCAGCCUGUGUUCAGUCAGUCUGAGUAUCGUGCUGUCAUUCUGGAAAGUGCCCCAAUAAUGACACCUGUCUGCCAGGUACUGGCGACAGACCCAGACCUUGGCAUCAAUGGCCAGGUCAUCUACGAGAUCAACCGCCGUCAAAGUGACCCGAAUGAGCAUUUCAUUAUUGAUAGCUCCUCAGGCAUCAUUAGAGUCAAUAAGUUUUUGGACUAUGAAAAUCAGGCAUUCUUUGAGCUCAUUGUGACCGCAUGGGAUUCUGGGACUCAGCCUGAAUCCUCCAGCACUUUUGUAAGUAUUAAAGUCCUGGAUGUCAAUGACAACCACCCAAAUAUUAACAUCCUGUUUCUGAAUGAGGCCGGAGCACCUGAGGUAUCGGAGGGAGCGGGGCUCGGAGAGUACGUUGCUAGGAUUGCAGUUUCAGACCCUGAUUUAGGGGAGUUCAAGAAGAUCGAUGUACUCCUCCAAGGUGGCGAUGGGACGUUCACCCUCAAAUCCACUGCCGAUUUUCUGUAUGUUCUCUGCGUGGAUGGACCUCUAGACAGAGAGGUGAAGGACACGUAUGACCUCACUGUGAUCGCCUCCGAUUUCGGCUCUCCUCCGCUGAGGAGCGAGGCUACAUUUCAAGUUAAGGUCACCGAUGUGAAUGACAAUCCACCGAUUUUUAACCAAAACAACUAUGAGGACAGAAUUCCCGAGGAUGUGCAUGAGGGAACAGCUCUCUUCCAAGUGAAGGCCACUGACAGAGAUCAAGGAGAAAACUCUGGAAUCAUCUACUCUGUUGAACAGUCAGAGCAGGAGCAUCUGUUCAAUAUAGAUCCAGCAUCAGGUCUCAUUACGACUGCUGCAGGCCUAGACCACGAGAAAGAGACAGAGCUGAAGUUCUUGGUGAUGGCGACUGAUGGUGGUUCUCCGUCGCUCUCCUCCACAGCCACUGUGACCAUCCACGUAGAGGACAUCAAUGACAAUAAACCCAUAUUCAAACAACAGUUCUAUAACGUUACCAUCAAAGAGCACACAGCAGUUGGGACAUGCAUCUUGCAGGUCACUGCCAUCGAUGCCGAUGAUGCUGAGUUUGGGUCAGUGCGGUACUCCGUCUCUGAUGGCUACGUCAGCAAGGAUUCCCACCCUUUCUUUCACAUCAACCCUGUUACUGGGGCAAUCUGUGUAUCCCAAGACAUUGAUCGUGAAGCAGGCCUUGUAAUCUUUGACCUGUUGAUUAAAGCUGAAGAUCAAGAUGGUCUCAGUUCACAGACAUUUGUUCACAUCGACGUGGAGGAUGUGAACGAUAAUGCUCCAGUUUUUAGUCCUGAGAACUACAUCACAAGCGUGAGCAGCCAUGCUCCACCUGGCACUGAGCUCCUUAGCGUUUUUGCCUCUGACCGGGAUACUGGCGACAACGGGCAAAUCACUUAUAAGCUCUUACCCGGAGAUUCUGCCUCUUUAUUCACCGUGGACCAGUCAACAGGAGCUGUCUUCUUGAGCUCUUUAUUGUCUCAGCUGCACAGUAGCAGUGUGAAGCUGUCUGUCUCUGCUUGGGACGGAGGCGGCAUGUCUGCGGUUCUUCCUGCUAAUAUAACAGUGAACAUCCUUCACAGCGACCAGCCCCCGGCCCUCUUCCAGAAAUCCCACUACACCUUUUCCAUCUCUGAGGAUGCACCCGUGGGCUCCUCUGUUGGUUUGGUUCAAGCUGUCACCCCUGCCAAUUCAGUGGAGGCAGUCUCAUACGUCAUAUCCUCUGGUGAUCCACAGGGGCUUUUCUCAGUGGAUGCUCAGACAGGCAUCAUCACCACUAACCAGCCCCUGGACCACGAGUCCCUUUCUUAUGUUCUCCUGACCUUACAGUUCCACACAGGUACCCUCCCUAUCUACAGCAAUGCUCAGGUCAAUGUCUCCAUCACUGAUGUCAAUGACAACCCUCCUGUGUUCUCAAAGACCUCUGAACACAUAACCGUAUCUCAUAACACCUCUCCAGGGACGCCACUCUUCAUUGCACUUGCUCAUGAUAGUGACAGCCAUCUUAAUGGCAGAAUUCAUUACUUGUUACGUCCUGAGAGCCGCUUAUUUACCAUUCACCCACAUCUUGGGACUCUUAUGCUAAGCAGUGACCUCUUAAGAGAUUCUACCAAGAGAUAUGAGCUCAGUGUUAUAGCUGAGGAUGAGGGUAAUCCUUCAUUGAGUUCUACUUUAGGUCUUGUUAUAGAGCUGGACUCUUCAGGCCAUGUAGAAGACACUCUGGCCUUUGAAACUUUGGUGUACCAGGUUGAAAUUGGAGAAAGUGCUCAGAAAGACACCAGAGUUAUUCAGGUACGGGCUCAUGGAACCACAGCCCAGCAUGCAAGAACCCCUGCAACAGCGCCCCCCAUCAUCACUUACUCUCUCCAACGCCUCACUGGAGUCCCGCCAUUCAGGAUCCACCCAGAGAGUGGAUGGAUGUUUUUAACACAGAGUCUUGACUACGAAACUGAACCCAUGUACAGAUUUAGAGUCUGCGCAACGGUGCAGUUUGGCAAAACAGAGGCCACUGCCACAGCAAUGGUGGUUGUCAUGGUUCAAGAUGAGAAUGACAGUGCACCAGUGUUCAGUAGGGAUGUGUACUUCUUCAGCGUGCAGGAGGGACCGUCCCCUCAUGGGGUAAUUGGAAUGGUAAAAGCUACCGACAGAGAUUCUCAUAAUAAUGGUGUGUUAUCCUUCAUCUUGCUGUCUGAUGGAAAAUACUUUAGAAUCAACCCCAGAACAGGGGAAAUCAUAAACCUGGUGGCUUUGGAUCGUGAGGAGCAUGCGCAGCAUGUGUUGAGGGUGAUGGUCACAGAUCAGGGUCAACCUCGUCUCAACUCGACAACUAUGGUUCACAUCCUAGUCACAGAUGUCAAUGAUAACAGCCCACAGUUCACACACCUGCCUGCAACUAAAGAGCUAAACGUCCAGGUGUGGGAAGGCAUCCCAGUGGGUUCUGUUGUAAUCAGUAUGUUUGCUAAAGACCUGGAUGCUGGAGAAAAUGGAACUGUCAACUUCUCUAUGAAAGAUAAUCAGCUGGGCCACUUUAGUAUUGAUAGCCGUAAUGGGGAUAUCAAGGUGACAGCACAGUUCUCCACAAACCCACAGACUCGCUACACCCUGAGAGUUGUUGCCAAGGACAAUGGCCCUUUUCCUCUGGAGGAGAUUGCAGUUGUUCACAUACAGGUAUAUGCGUCAGACGAAUACGAUGGGCACUCUGAUUUCCAGGGCCCCAGACACUUCACUGUGCAGGAAGAUGUGAGACUGGGAACUGUCAUCGGCUCACUUGGAAUUUCUAAGGUGCCCGAAAGACAUUCCCGAUACUCUAUCGUCGAGGGGGAUGGCAGUUUGCAGUUUGGUGUCAAAAGCAAUAGUGGGGACCUGUAUGUGGCACAACAUCUGGACUAUGAAGUCACUCAGCGGUACUUCUUGGUUGUCCGUGCGGAAGCCCCUCCCACUUUCAAUGUCACUGUGUUUGUGACGAUCAGUGUUGUUGAUGUUAAUGACCAUGCUCCCUGGUUCCCCUGUGAUGACAGUGUUGUAGUGUGUGGCGUGCAUGAGGAUGUUGCCCGUGGAACAGAACUGUAUGUCUUUAAGGCACACGAUGGGGAUGGAAGCCUGCGUAACAGUGAGCUUUAUUAUUCUUUGACAUAUGACCCCGAUCCUGGCAAAGACGAGCUACCUUUCCACAUCGACCCUCACACUGGAGUUGUCACAACAAAUGCCCAGUUGGACCGAGAGCGCACCGAGGGCUUUGUGUUUAAAGUGACUGCCAGCGACCACACGGAGGAGCCCAACAAUAGGAAACAUCCUUCGGUCAUUGUUCAGGUCAUUCUGUUUGAUAUCAAUGACAACAGGCCCACGUUUGUCUCCAUGGAAAUAGCUUCUGUCUCAGAGGACACAGAGGUGGGACUCUUGGUUCAUCACGUAUUAACAAAAGAUGAAGAUGAAGGGAGUAACGGACACGUCAUUUGCAGUCUGAUAUCGGGCAAUGAUGAAGGCUACUUUCGCAUGGAAAGGACAGGGCAUCUGUACCUGAACUCUUCCCUGGAUUACGAAUCCCAGCAAGUCCACAUCCUCACGGUCCAGGCCACAGACGGUGGCGUCCCCUCCCUGUCCUCCACGCAGACACUCACCGUGAAGGUUCUGGAUGUUAAUGACCAGUAUCCGAUGUUUCAGCAGCAUGUUUACAAAACCACUGUCAUGGAGAACAGAGAACCAGGAGAGAUCAUCGUCACAGUCACUGCAGUCGACCUGGACUCAGAGGAAAAUGCUGCCGUAAGCUACAGCUUGUUGCCCAGUCCAGGAUAUGAGCUCUUUACAAUAAACUCCCACACCGGACAGAUCAGCACCUCUACUCGGCUAGACAGAGAGGUCCACUCCAGAUUUACUCUUAGAGUUCAAGCAGAGGACAGAGGAACUCUGUCUCUCUCCAGCACUGCUACAGUCUUGUGCUCUGUCCUGGAUGAUAACGACAACACUCCAGAAUUUUCUCAGCCUGACUUUCACAUAGUAAUCCCAGAGAACCUUCCUCCAGGAGUCAUUCACACAGUCCAGGCCUCAGAUGUUGAUAUUGGACUAAACGGAACCAUUCAGUACUCCUUACAAGAUGCGGAUCAGUGUUUCAGCAUCGAUGCUGUGACUGGGGAAAUCAGCAGCACUAGAGUCCUUGACAGAGAGGAGCGAUCCAACUACACCCUCUUCAUCACCGCAGCUGACCGUGGGCAUCCACCUCUGAGCUCCACAACACUCUUGCACAUCACCCUCUCAGACGAAAACGACAACAGUCCCACUUUCACUCGCAAAAGCUACCGUGCCGCCGUCAGCGAGGGGCUUCCUGCUGGUUCAGAGGUCAUACAUCUGACAGCUCAGGAUACCGAUGAGGGGCCCAAUGGAGUAGUCACCUUCUCCUUGCUGGAGGAAAAUUCGGGCAAUUUUUAUGUUGAUGGCUCUACUGGUGUGAUAAGGCUGGCAAAGCCACUGGACCGUGAAACUCGCUCCCAGCACAUCUUCCGUGCUGUGGCUACUGAUGGAUGCAGCCAGGGCCCACGUAGCUCAAUUGCCACAGUUACGAUACAGGUGGAAGACAUCAAUGACAAUCCACCAUCAUGUAUCAAGGAACCCAUGCAGGUGUCAAUCUCUUCCACGAGCACACGUUUCCAUCGGCCCAUCUUCACAGUUACAGCUCACGAUUCAGACCAAGGAGACAACGGGACAGUAGUGUAUAGUCUAGUAGACGAAGAUGAGCUGUUUCAGAUUGAUGGGUCAUCUGGAGCGUUACGGUUAAAAGCGCCCCUGAAAGGUGAUCUCUCUGGGACAAAGCUGCUCCAUGUACGGGCUGCAGAUUUGGGUAGACCCCCCCUCACCUCCAGCUGCCUGCUGCUUGUACAGCUGAAUGGAGAGGAGCCGCCAUUGCAGUUUACUGAGGAGCACUAUGAAGUCACCGUGCUAGAGAACACCAAGACAGGCUCUUGGGUGGCAAAUGUUGUAGCUCAUGACCAGACAUCAGACGAAGGAACAAUCAAGUACAGUAUUUUCAGUGGCAAUGAGAAUGAAGCCUUCAGUAUUAACCCAAGUACAGGAGAUAUCACCGUUAUAGAGCAAAGACUGCUAGAUUUUGAGGUGGAGCGUAAGAUUCACCUUGUGGUUCUGGCUGAGAACGGACACCAAACAGCCUAUGCCAGGGUGACCAUCAAUCUACUUGACAUCAAUGACAAUGCUCCAGUGUUCAAGCAAAGCUACUACAGAACAGCUGUAUUGGAGGGACAAAUUCACAACACCUUUGUCAUGCAGGUGUUAGCCACAGACUCUGACAGUGGGGUAAAUGGGCAGAUCAGUUACUUCAUUGUUGAUGGAAAUGACAAUAAUGCAUUUGUGAUCGACUCUGUACGUGGGAUUCUUGCCACCAACACUGUCCUGGACAGAGAAAUUGUCUCAUCCUACAAGUUAAUUCUUCAGGCCAAGGACAUGGGAAGUCCUCCCCUCUCAGGCACCUGCACUGUCCGUGUCCAAGUUGUAGAUGUGAAUGACAAUAGUCCUACGAUACCAUUCAUGGAACCAGUGACCAUAGCAGAGAAUCUUCCUGUUGGCUACAUUGUCGCCCAAGUGAUUGCAAAUGACGUAGACCUUAGUCCUGCAGCUACAUUCAGAUUUAUAGAGAAGGAUGAGACAAGCAGUAUGUUUGCAAUUGACCGAUACUCAGGAGUAAUUACCACAACUAAAAUCCUAGACUAUGAGGAUCAAUCUGUCUAUACAUUGAGAGUGGAAGCAUCAGACUCGGUCCAUCAAACAGAGGCCGAUCUCUCAGUCCAGGUGUUGGAUGUCAACGAUAACCCCCCAGUCUUCUCUCAGGAGUCAUACCAGGUUGUGUUACCAGAGUGGACAUCUGCAGACUCGUAUGUUGUGGCUGUAUCAGCAACCGAUAGAGACUCUGGGCAAAAUGGCGAAAUUCUUUAUAGGCUUCUUUCUUCACCAUUGAGAGGGUUUUACAUUGAUGCAGAGAAUGGUUCAGUGUUCACCAACAUGCCUUUGAGGUUUGUUGCAAAUGGAAACACACUCCGGCUCUUGGUGGAGGCACAUGACAGUGGUGACCCAACCCUUUUUAGUGUCACUUCUGUGGACAUUGAGGUGGUGGACUCUAAUGAUCACGCCCCUUGUUUCACACAGAACUCAUACCAGGUGAGUGUUCCUGAGGAUGUAUCAGUCGGAAGUCUUCUACUCACUCUAUCAGCAGAAGAUAAGGACUACUCAAAUGAAAACACCCAUUUGGAGUAUGCUAUUGUGGGUGGAAAUGACGAGAGGCGCUUCUGCCUGGAUGUUGUUAGUAUUCCAACUGAAGCCCACAGACAAACUGCUGGACAAAUAGUUGUCUGUGAUACACUGGAUCGAGAGACCUCAGACACUUACUCAUUAACGGUUACUGUAACAGACAGGGGAAAGCCUCCCCUAAACAGCUCAACUGUGGUUUCAAUCAGAGUGCUUGAUAUUAAUGACCAUGCGCCUGUUUUCAGUAGUCCAGAGUACCAUGCACAGGUAAGGGAGAACAUCCUCCUAGGUACUACCCUUAUCCAUGUCUCUGCCCGUGAUCUCGAUCUAGGGGCUAAUGGGACAGUAAGAUACAGCAUCAUCUCAGAUACUAGCAGAGGCCUGAUUAAACUAGACCCUGUAACAGGUGUCCUUGAGGUUAAUGGGACACUGGACUACGAAGAAGAUACCAAAUUUACUUUAACAAUUCAAGCAUCAGAUUGUGGUGGUCCAAGUGACAGAAAGGUAUCUUUUGCAGUUGUUUACUUAUUAGUACUGGAUGAGAAUGACAAUCCCCCUUUCUUCAUGUUCCCUACUAUCAACUGCUCAGUGGCUGAAAAUCUGCCAGCUUUUACCCCUGUGUGCACUGUACAUGCUGUUGACGAAGAUGGAGGAAGCUUUGGACUACUUACUUAUUCAAUUGUAACCCCCUGUUUCAUGGAUUAUGACAGUAGCAAUCCAGACAAAAAAGAAGCCUUUGCCAUUGAUUCUCUUACUGGAGACAUCCAUACAAAACAGAUGUUUGACUUUGAAAGAGAGAGCACAUUCUGCUUUGUGGUUGAGGCACGUGACAAAGGUGAUCAAGUGGCAACCUUGAGAGUACAGAUUGAAAUUGAAGGAAUUGAUGAGUUCAGCCCCAUUUUUACCCAGAAUGUGUACCAUUUUUCUCUACCAAACAAUGCCAAGAUUGGCCAAAGCAUUGGUCAUGUGAUGGCUAUGGAUCAUGAUGGGGGUCUGGAUGGCUUAGUGGAGUACUCUUUAGUCGGCUCAUCCACAUUCCUCAAUGUCAACAAAACAACUGGCAGCAUCUAUAUUUCAAGCCCAGUGUAUCAGAGAAGAAGCCCCAUCCCAAAAGAGCCAAUGGAGGACCUAAUGGUUCGGGCAAGCAGCACAAAAUUGGACUCCAGGUCAUCAACCUGCCAUGUAGUUGUGAACAUAUCCAAUUCAGCAAAGGCUCUGACAAGUGUUUCACUCAGUGUAAAGACCGCCAGUCUUAGUGUGUCAUUAAUAGUGUUCCUCCUACUUUUGAUAAGCUUCAUUGUCCUUGUUUUAAGGUACAAGUCCAAAGAAAUUUCCCUGAAGAAGGCAGCCUCCUUAGCUGAUAACCUCAACCAUGAGACUGACACUUUGGGAAGAACAGGUGGCACUCUACACAGCAGUAUUAACCUCCAAGAUAUACAAGCACCAUUGGACAUUAGGGCAAAAAGGGGUAUUCCAAAUCCUUUGAGAAACUCAGACUCAAGUGGAAGAGGAUCUGCUGUGGAUGAGACUGCUGAGGACCAAGAGAUCAUCAACAUCAACAAGCUUCCAAGUUUUAAGAAGCUCUGCUCUAUCACAACACAACAGGCAUCAAGUGUCUCGGACUCAGGGAUCCCUAUUUCCUGUCACUCCUGUUAUUCGGCAGAUGAAGAUCCACCUUCUAGUGCCAAUCUAGGCAUAGUCCAAAUAGUGGACAUGGCCAGCACUGAAAGUCUACACAAUUUCAAGGAAGAAGGUGGAGGUGAGGGAAUGCUACCUCGAGUGGUCAAUAUGAGGGAAGUGGAGGAGGUCAUGAAAAGGUGCAUGUCCAUGCAUGAUGGGCAGGGUUCAGUGGAGGGCUCACUCAGCAAUCUCAUUUCUUCUGAGGAACAGCUUAAUGGUAGCUAUGGUUUGGACUUCUUACUCAACUGGCAGCCACGCUUCCAAUCUUUGUCCUCUGUUUUUACAGACAUUGGCAUGCUUCCUGACGAAGAGAUUAGGGCCAGAGAUAUGGAGGGAGAGUCUCAUAGCCUCCUGUACUCACCACCUCUUAUCACAGCAGUUGCACAGCCAGGAAUACGUGUUGUCCCUCCCAGGAAUCCCCAAAGAAAGCCAGCCCUGGUUAGAUGUCCCACAUACCCCAAAAACGCAUACUCGCCUCACACUAAAAACACAGGUUUGACCCAUUCUGCAAUUACCCCCAGUUUCUCCCCAUCUCUCUCACUACUUACUAUGAGGACACCCAAUACCUCUCCAGUGGUCUCUGAAACAGGGUUGGGACGCUACACAAAAGUGGCAACACUGCCAAGAGACAUGUUAGAGGACGCUGAGAUUCAAGUGUAAUCUUGUACUUCUGGUUUCCAAAACUUUAUGUAAAAAUCUUUACUGAUUUAAGUUUCAAUGUGUUUUUUUAAAGUUUUAGUUGAUUGUAGUGUUUCAUAAGAAUUUCAUCUUGAUCUUUUAAAUCGAUAAGACUGUAAGAACAGUUAUUUUAUUUUUUUACUAAAUAAUGCUAAAUGUUGAAUAACCAAAAUACAGUUCAAGGCAACUCACAAGUAUGUAAGUACAUGCAGCAUUUGUUUUUAUGUUUUUAAUUGAUUUUAUUGAUGAUGCACUGAAAAAUGUAUUCACUGGAUGUAUUUAUUGUGACAUUAUUUUGAUUUAUUUUUGUAUUAUUUUGUGGAGGGCUUGGAAAUAGGAGAAUGUGUCAAUAAUAAAGGAGUCCGUGCCUAACCAAAUCUGCAGGUUUGCUGUUAUUUGAAAGCAACCUCACUAUUACAAAUUUAUAAGCAAAAAUCAAGAUUACAUUGAGCAACUUCCAACUGAAGGGAAUUUGGCCAAGUUUUGGAGGGUUUGAAGGCAGAAUUGUGAUCAUUUUAUAAAAGCACUUACAUUUAUUCUUCUGUUAAAUCUUAAAACUGUAUUAUUUGAGCUGUAAAGUUAUUUAUA